Molecule: messenger RNA, 1905 nt
Organism: Cuculus canorus (common cuckoo)
Lineage: Eukaryota; Metazoa; Chordata; Aves; Cuculiformes; Cuculidae
Gene: GSDMA
Product: gasdermin A
Exons: 11
Coding region: 193-1539 (448 amino acids)
Biological process (GO): pyroptotic inflammatory response; defense response to bacterium
Molecular function (GO): phosphatidylinositol-4,5-bisphosphate binding; phosphatidylserine binding; phosphatidylinositol-4-phosphate binding
Source: RefSeq, a predicted model, not a curated record
AGAAGCCAACCGCCCCACAAGCAGACCCCUGUGGGACAUCAGGGAGAGGGAAGGUGCCUCCAUCUGCUCUGCUGGACUUUCUCUAACAACACUGGACAUCGCAGGGUGCAGAAGAGGGGAAGACCUGCACAUUUCUCUUCUCAGCACCACCACACUUCACUUUGCUUCAAGAAUUUAUCUGACUGCAGCAGCAUGUUUAAAAAAGUCACCCAAUCCAUUGUAAACCAGAUGGAUCCCAGUGGAGAUCUGGUCCCAGUUCAGAGCAUUUUGGACCACGAACAUUUCAGACCCCUCUGUCUGGUGAGAAGAAAAAACAAAGCCAUAUUCCAUCCAUCUCCCUGCUACAAACAGACAUGGUACAAACUUGAUGACGUCCUGCUGCAUGGAGACAACAGAAGCACAGUGUCCCUCUUUCCCAAUGAUGACGAUCAAGAUUUAAGAAAAUUUACAGUGGAAAAAAGCUGCAGUGACAGAGUCGAUGGGAGUCUAAGCCUUUGCGUUGACUCUACAAGCGCAGAGCUGACAGGAGCUGCCUCAUUUUCCAAAGCAUGGUCCAUUAAGCUGGAAAAGAACCACAUACCAGUACCAAAACUUGAGGCACUGACAACGCAAAGAAAAAUCAAUGUGAAUCACUCCUUCAUUCAACAGCUACAGAAAACAAGACAACAUUUAUACGUGGUUCAUGAAAGCAUCGAAGCCUCAGAGGAGACUCACUACCAGGAAUCCACAGAGGCAGAGGGCAGCUUCAUGGCCCAGCUUUACGCCAAGUUUUGUGCAAAGGGCACCAGACAGAACAAACAAAGCAUAACCAUUCCCAAGGGCUGCACCCUGGCCUUCCGGGCAAUCGAGCUCUCCAUUGCAGAUGGAUCAUGGGGUUUAAACUACUUCCCAAAAGAACAAGUAAACAUGUUCGCAUCCGAUGGUUCCUCCCAAGAAAAAUUAGGAGCAGUGCAGGAAGAGGUUAAAGACAAUUGUCAAAUUUUCUCCAAUUUGUCUUCCAAUCUGCUACCAGUAUUCUUAAAAGCCAUCAAAGCUGUGAUGAGAGACAGGAACCUCUUUCAAGAACUGACCGAGAAAAUGGAAGCAAUUCUUGAUGAAACCAGUAGCUGUGAGCUGAAAACAGAAAGCCCGGACUUAAAAGACCUGUUGAGCAGCUUACUGAACUCUUCACGGCAUCUCCUCCUCCAGCUGGCAGGAGCAAUUGCCUACACUCUGGAUGCUUUGGACGAACUGAGAGAGGAUCAGCUGCUGCUGCUGCUGGAGUCCGUGGAAGAGGGGAUCGUGUCCCAACAGCUGAAGCUGGUUGAGAGCAUCCUGGAGCAGGACAUCAAGCAUAACAAGAAGCCUUUCUGUGUGGAUGCCAGCCUGCUCUCCUUCGCACAAGAGAAGGAACAAAAAUUAACCAUGACCAUGGUGGCGAUGAGCGGAGUGAAGCUGCAGAAAGAUGGAUCCGCUGUCUGUGCGGGAGAAGCCUUCUCAUCCAUGGCAGCUCUGUAUGCAUCCCUGUACGUCCUCAAUGCUCUCAGUAAUUCGGAUUAAGUUAUCCCUGUUCUUUCAUCCAGGAUGAUGGAAAGGGAAUUACUUAAGAAUGUAUUUGAAAGUCUCUGCAAGCCAGUUUCUUUCUCCAAAUUUCAUCUGUACUACUGCUCAGAGCUGCUUUGAAAUGAGGGGGAAAAGCAGGCUUAAGGUGAGAAAACUCCUUAGGGAAGCCAGAAUCCAGAUACUAAAAUUGAUUUAUCUUUCCCCCCGAUAUGAACGCAGAAUGGCAACGGAAAAAUCCACCAGCCCAAAUAACCACAAGCCUGUUGGCUGCCCUGUAAGUGAUCCUGGUUUUCCCAAAACAUUUGGGCACACAGCUGUUUGUGUGAUCAAUAAGAUACACGGCAAUAAAACAGCAAUAAUCCA